AAAAGUUUGUGUGACAUAUCGUCCGUUUCAGUGACAGUCACCGCUAGGUACAGAUUAUAAAUGUGCCGUGAAUUUGUAUGGUGUAGAAGAAUGUUUCUAGAAUAAAGUAGAAUUUUGUUAAUCGUAUUGUUGUAUACUGUGUUUAUUUGUAGCUGGAUCAAUUAUAUUAACAUAAACAAUGUCUAAUGUUUUUGGAUUAAUUGUGUCUGGUCGACUAGUUCAGACGGACUUUGCGGCUUUGUCAGAAACACAAUUUCUAAUAACUAUAUCCGAGGCUGACAAUAUCAACCACGCGGUGGUAUUUUUAACUGGCGUGGCGCCUUUGCCGGUGGGCACUGUGGGCAUGGUCUACUGGAGCUGGCCCGACCCGGCGGCGCCACCCAACUGGCAGCUGCUCGGUCACAUAUCCAACUCUAAACCCUCUGCUAUAUUCAAAAUAGGAAAUUUGAAAAAGCUUCAUGAACUAUCUAGGUUCACAGGUGACAAUAAAUUCAUAACUGCAUUUGGGCAACAGCAAAUAUGUCACAAUGCACAAAUUGGUAUAGCUAUUGAACCAGAAACAAAUGUUCAACUCCUGGCUUCAUCUGUGGCACAACAAAACAAUUACAUAACAUUUGCUCAGAAAAUGCUGGAGCACCUUGUUAACUUUGUGGCUUCAUUCUCCGUGACUCAGGACCAGAUGACACCUACGCCUGGCGUCUCCUACAUACCACUCAACACCUUGCACACUUGGUACCAGAACUUUGAACGGAGACUACAACAGAAUCCAAACUUCUGGAAGAACUAGUGGUUUAUCUAUAACACAACAGUUCAUAAGAUUUCCUUUGACGAGUAACAUGUUGUAUGCAAUAAGACAUUUUAGUUUAGGUUUUUAUUUAGAAUGCAUAUUUUGUAUUGAUGAUUGAUGACUUAUCUACUUGUAGUAGUCAUCUUCAUGAAACUGAUUUUAUACUAAGGAUAUUGUGCUGCAUGAUGCUGACUGUGAGGCCACAGUACACUGUACAGUGGUGGAGACCAAUACAAGUGACAACUGUUGUCAUAUUUUAACUUACAUGUAUAAGCAGUAUACAUCCUCACAUUUUACGGUGAUAGCAUUUAUUUACUCCAUAUUUGUUAUUUAAAUAAAUCUAUUACAAACUUGAAAAAUGUUAAACAAAUGCAGCAUAUACUUAUUUAUACUUUAAUGCAAGUAGAAAACAGGACGGAGACUAAUGAUGCUUCCUUCUAAUGACUUCAAAUUGAUAGUGUGAUCACUAAUAGCUAGUUAAUUCCCAUAGAAAACUUGUAGUAUAUUCUUGAUGGGCAAUUAGUUUUGUGGCUUCCCAUGAGUGCUCAGGGAGGACCAGGUUUACUAGUGGCAGUUAUACUAUUUCUUUUAAGUGACUGUACAUUAGAUGUAAAGACUGCUUAAGAAUAACAAAUUGGAAAUAAACUAAUGUAAUUUUAAAUCAGAAA
Trichoplusia ni (cabbage looper) is the source of this 1455-nucleotide messenger RNA. Its product is annotated as protein OPI10 homolog. Lineage: Eukaryota; Metazoa; Arthropoda; Insecta; Lepidoptera; Noctuidae. Gene Ontology annotation, biological process: protein import into nucleus. Gene Ontology annotation, molecular function: nuclear import signal receptor activity; Hsp70 protein binding. The transcript has 4 exons. The record is from RefSeq and is a predicted model, not a curated record. Gene Ontology annotation, cellular component: cytosol; nucleus. The coding region runs from base 179 to 787 and encodes 202 amino acids.